GUCUUGAAGCCCUGGCUGCUCCUGGAGUCAAGCUUCAAGGAGAUUCCCAGGAUGUGAGUGACAGGAGUCUGAUAUGAUGCUACCCGGUGUGUUUAGCGAUUGGUACAGUUGCAAUUUUCUGUGCUGAAAUAAUUUUGAAAACACCAACUGAAGACUUGAGCAUCCAAGGGAAGCCAAAGCCAUUUGAGGGGGAAUAAAGCCAAAAGCCUUUUAUCCCGCCUCAUCCGAGAAGAUCACUACCCCACUUCACUCCCUCUAAAAAUAAGCCAUUGCACAGAAGGCAGCAUGGCAAGCAAACGAAAAUCUACAACUCCAUGCAUGGUUCGGACAUCACAAGUGAUUGAGCAAGAUGUGCCAGAGGAGGGAGACAGGGCCAAAGAAAAAGGAAUGGCCAUGCCACAGUCCAACGUGGCCAAGGACAGUCGGGCAGCAGAACCUGAAAGCUCUUCCAAAGAAAAUGAAGUGAUAGAGGUGAAAACUGCAGGGGAAAACCAGUCCAAAAAACUUCAAGGUGGCUAUGAGUGCAAAUAUUGCCCCUACUCCACACACAACCUGAACGAGUUCACAGAACAUGUGGACAUGCAGCACCCCAACGUGAUUCUCAACCCCCUCUAUGUGUGUGCUGAAUGUAACUUCACAACCAAAAAGUACGACUCUUUGUCCGACCACAACUCCAAGUUCCAUCCUGGGGAAACCAACUUCAAGCUGAAAUUAAUCAAGCGCAACAAUCAGACCAUCUUGGAGCAGUCCGUUGAAGCCACCAACCACAUCGUGUCCAUCACUACCCCGGGCCCUGGAAGUGGUGACAGUGAUCCCGGGAUCCCAGUGAGUAAAAUCCCCAUUGUGAAAACAGGAAAACUGAAAACAGACACCAAGAAGGCGCCCAAGAAGCCUGAGGAGGCUGUCCCCGAGAGCCACAUAGAAGGGACCGCCCGCCUGGUGACAGAUGCAGCUGAGAUCCUCUCCAGACUCGGAAGCGUAGAGCUCCUCCAAGACACAUUAGGACACGUCAUGCCUUCUGUACAGCUGCCACCAAAUAUCAACCUUGUCCCCAAGGUCCCUGUCCCACUGAAUACCACCAAGUACAACUCCGCUCUGGACACAAACGCCACCAUGAUCAACUCCUUCAACAAGUUCCCCUACCCAACCCAGGCCGAGUUGUCCUGGCUCACAGCAGCCUCCAAACACCCAGAGGAGCAUAUAAGAAUCUGGUUCGCAACCCAGCGUUUAAAGCAUGGCAUCAGCUGGUCCCCAGAGGAGGUGGAGGAGGCCCGGAAGAAGAUGUUCAACGGCACCAUCCAGUCAGUGCCACCGACAAUCACUGUGCUGCCUGCCCAGCUGGCGCCCACUAAAAUGCCACAGCCAAUCCUCCAGACAGCUCUGCCAUGCCAGAUCCUUGGCCAGACCAGCCUGGUGCUGACGCAGGUGACCAGCGGGUCAACCACUGUCUCCUGCUCCCCCAUCACACUCGCUGUGGCUGGAGUGACCAACCAUGGCCAGAAGAGACCCUUGGUGACUCCCCAAGUUGCCCCUGAGCCCAAGCGCCCACACAUCACCCAGGUGCCAGAGCCCCCACCCAAGGUGGCAAACCCACCCCCCACCCCAGCCAGUGACCGCAAGAAGACCAAGCUACAGAUCGCCCAUCUCAAGGCGAGCUUUCUGCAGAGUCAGUUCCCUGACGACGCGGAGGUCUACCGACUCAUCGAGGUCACUGGCUUGGCCCGGAGCGAGAUCAAGAAGUGGUUCAGUGACCACCGGUACCGGUGUCAGAGGGGCAUCGUCCACAUCACCAGUGAAUCCCUUGCCAAAGACCAGAUGGCCAUUGCAGCCUCCCGACACGGUCGCACGUACCAUGCAUACUCAGACUUUGCCCCCCAGAAGUUCAAAGAGAAAACACAGGGUCAGAUGAAACUCCUAGAAGACAGCUUUUUGAAAAGCUCUUUUCCUACCCAAGCAGAACUGGAUCGGCUAAGGGUGGAGACCAAGCUGAGCAGGAGAGAGAUUGACUCCUGGUUCUCAGAGAGGCGGAAGCUUCGGGACAGCAUGGAACAGGCUGUCUUGGAUUCCAUGGGGUCCAGCAGAAAAGGCUCAGAUGUGGUGGCCCCCAAUGGCUCUCUGCCUCGACUUGACCAGCUCACAGGGGCCCAGCUAGCCAGUUCUCUGCCCAGCACUUCACCAGCAAUCACACAAACUCAUGAACAGGUUCAUCUCCUGAGGAGCACAUUCACCCGAACCCAGUGGCCAACUCCCCAGGAGUAUGACCAGCUAGCAGCCAAGACUGGCCUGGUCCGAACUGAGAUCGUGCGCUGGUUCAAGGAGAACAGAUGCUUGCUAAAAACUGGAACCUUAAAGUGGGUGGAGCAGUACCAGCAACCACACACUGCAGAUGAUCACGGCUAUGACACUGCACCCAGGAAGGUGGCAAAACCAGCCGCUCAGAGCCCACAGAGCGAAAGUGAGGCAGCUCCGCACUGUCACAAGGACCCCGAGGCUCUCUGCGAAGAGGACUUGGAGAAGCUGGGCCCCAGGAGGAAAGCAGCCAGUGAGCAAGGGAAAGACUGCUUACCAGCCAGGCCCUCAGAGGCCGCCUCGGACAGGUCAGAGGGCAGCAGCCGAGACGGCCAGGGCAGCGACGAGAACGAGGAGUCUGGCGUCGUGGACUAUGUGGAGGUGACCGUCGGAGAGGAGGAUGCCACCUCAGACCAGUCAGAUAGCUGGAGCCAGACUGCAGCAGAAGGCGCCGCAGAACUGGGUGACUCCGACUCCGACAGCGGCCCCGCCCCAGCCAGCCAGGCCUAGACAGGCGAGUCCUUCAGAACUGCACCAUGGUAGGGACACUGUCUUUGAGGAAAGAGAACUUCCCUCUUCGCCGGGGGCCACCCUCACCAGUGACUCCGAGUGGAACUGCCGAGCUCACUAGUGCCUGGAGAGCUUCCCACGCACUCCCGGAGCACGGACGGGAAUCGUUCACAGUGCCAAAGUCCUACUGCUGUGUUUUCAAUGGGUCCUUCCUUGUACAUAGGUGGCUCCUCUGACCCAGGCCUGCCUCUUGCUAUACUGGAACUGAUUUGUACUCUAUGGGAAUUUUGUUACCUUUUUAAUCAAGGGCAACUUCCUUUUCCAGCACUACCACUGCAAGGUUUUUUCCAGGAGCGAGGGCUAACCACAUUGCUUUUCCUGUUUUUAUUUUUCUCUUAUUAAUUUGGGGAAGGGUGUGCUAGUAUUAGUGCCAUUAUAGCUACUGGAUUUUAAGUAGGGAGAAUUUAUUUCUAAAUGUAGCCUGAAAUUUGGAAGGUUUCUUGGUGGAAAGGGCUGGGUUAGGCUCUUUUUCCACUCUGAGUGGGUCUACAGGUGGCAGACCUCCACAUCAAACUCACUUCCAGUUCUUCUGGGCUGCUUGGGGACCCCUGUGUGACCCACACACAGGCUUU
Molecule: messenger RNA, 3431 nt
Organism: Fukomys damarensis (Damara mole-rat)
Lineage: Eukaryota; Metazoa; Chordata; Mammalia; Rodentia; Bathyergidae
Gene: Zhx2
Product: zinc fingers and homeoboxes 2
Exons: 3
Coding region: 286-2799 (837 amino acids)
Biological process (GO): regulation of transcription by RNA polymerase II
Cellular component (GO): nucleus
Molecular function (GO): DNA-binding transcription factor activity, RNA polymerase II-specific; DNA binding
Source: RefSeq, a predicted model, not a curated record